CAUGUUGAUGCGGUCGCAUAAUUAAUGCGCGAGAUUUAAAUUCGUGUUUCACACAUCAGCAGCAAUUCUGCAGCAUAUUUGCCGCAAAUUGGCAAAAUGUUGAGCUGAAACAACUUUCGCAUUUCCAUUGAAAGGAACAAUUACGAUGGCUGUACAUGAGCAGAAGUUGAUGUCGGGUUCGCAAUUGGAGAACACCAUGAACACGAACGCUUCCGUGCUUCUCGGCUCGACUGCCGAGCUUGAAGUUGAACUCGGCGAACCAAAACUAGCAGCAGAACGAUUGCUGAUAGACGAGCUGGAUGAUGAAGAUGAAGAAAUCUUCUUUGGACCUAUGACUGAUAAGGAGAAACUAAAAUCCAGGAAGAUGCGAAGAAAGACAGAAGUUUUCAAGCCUGGGUUCCGAAGCAAGUGUGGUAAAGAGAAGGAAGAGGACAAAGAGGGGGAAGAGGAAGACUUGGCUGAAGUUAAAAGUUCACUGGAAAUGGUUCAUGAUGAUGUCCUUCAUCUUGAUGGUAGUGAGGGAAGUUGUUUUGUUGAUUUGCCACCUUUGAUGUCAUCACAGAGCAUCUUCCCUGUAGAACUAGAAAGUGACAUUGGCUCUCCUGGUACAAAGAAUGGAGAAAUUUCAAAAGAGGAUUCAGCAAGUAUCACGGGCCCGUUCACACACCAUACACCAUUACCCAGUAUGAAGAAUGUUAGGAAUUCAGAAUCAGAUGUCAGUGUGAAUGCACCACCAUUUAGUCUGGUCACUGUGUCCCCGCAAGCAGAAGCUGCAGUGAUGAGUGAGGGUUACUGUUCUUGCAGUGUGGAGCUUUUCAAUGCUGCAGAGAGUGCAACUAGGGAUGAUUCAACUGACACUGAGACUGUGGGCAUGGAGCAAGGAGCAAGUAAGGAUGCCAACUUGGUAUCAUUCUCGUUAUUGCAACCAGAGGAAACAAAAUUAAGCAGUUGUGACAAAUCUGGAGGUGUUAGUCCAAAGCAGUCUUCUAAAGAUGACCUUGAUGAGCCAUUGGAAGAUGAAGGAACUGAUAAAAUGGAUUCUGCAGCAGCAUCCCAACACCAGCCAAUGCCAACUGAUCAAGUCAAAUCCUCUUCCUUGCCAGAAAUGAAACCAACUAUACUAUUGAAACCAACCCCAUGUUUGCCUUCUGGACAGAGCACCAUUAUUUAUUCAAGCCCAUUGUUAAUUCCAACAACUGUACAAAGAGUCCAAAUGCAGCAGCCAGUUUGUGCUGACAACAUUAAUCUCAUUCCUGUACAUGUACCUACGUAUAAGGUUGAGGGAAUGGACAAUUUACAAGCAGGAAUGGAUGUGGCCCGUCAAACAAAUCACUGUUCAGUGGAUGAAAAUUCUGUUCCAUCUUCUUUUUACCAUGGGAACUCUGCCUUUGGAAAACCAGCGAUGAAAGGGGAUGUCCUGUCUGCCUCUCAAGCAGCCAGAGGGUUUACCCAGAAUCAGGACUUGCUGGCCACCCCAGGAUCAGUCCCACAGUUUCAGCAACCAUCAGAUGUCAAAAAUUCAUGCCAAGCAACUGACAGUGAGCAAGGUGUCUGCACUUCUUCAGCAAACAUGCUGCAUAAGGAAAAUGUCAAUCCAGUUCAUCAAUCGAACACACUACAGGCAUCUUCUGACCCUUCUGCCAAGUUUCAGGUACUAUCCUCUAUCUCUUCACCAGGAGUGUCUGCUCUCGGUAACAAGCAGUUCCUGAAUUUUCCACCAGUUGAUGUGCAGCAGGCAGCAUCACCUAGAGUUCUCCAAGUUUCCAACAGGCCGACGUGUCCUGGGUCACCCUCUGCUGCUAGUCGUCAGCGGUUGAUUGACGAGAAGAGAGCCCUCUUGGCCCGCCUGAGAGCAGAGAAGCAGGAACUUCAGCAGCGAAUAAAAGAAGAUAAUGAGAAGUGCUUCAACAUGAAGCUUGAGAAUGCGGCUGCUCUACAGAGUAACAUGGCCAGAGGGAUGACUCCAAUGUUUGAUCGGUUACCAGCCCAAGGGUGUGACGGUCCUGCCGCCCUUACACUGACUGAACGUGAAUUGGAGGUGGUGACCAAGCUGCAUACCAUUAGGAAUAGUCAGCAUACUGCGUCAGACCAUACACAGUCUCCCUGUCAACAAGAUAUCCACCACAGAGAUCACUCUCGUCUUCACUGGCAUGAGGAUUUGAUAAUAAACAUUGAAGAGUUGUCAAGUCCCAGCCGACCUCGAUGUAAGGCAAAGACUAUCCUCUCAAAGAAAUGCCACAAUUCCAACAGAAAAGGGACUGGUCUGAAGCAGUCAUCAUCAGUGCAUUCUGGACAGCCUCGAGCCAGACAGCAUCUCCUGUUUUGAAUUAAGAGGGGCUUGGACCAAGCACUUCCUAGCUGAUCACUGAAGGAGAAUGACAGGUCUUAGUGAGCUGAUGAUUCCAUGUCCAGGCCAAUUAAAAGAAUGCUAAGUCAAUAACUAUCUUCGCUGCAUUCCUGAAAGCCUUGAGCCUGGCAUCUCUUGUGGGCCUAAUUGUUUUAUAGAACAGGGGCCUGUUUCAAAAAAACUUUUUAUAUUUACAAAUUUUCAGUUAGUGAAAAGCUACUGAAAUCCAUUGUGAUUGGUUGAUAGUAAACCUGUUAUAAAAAUUGUGCAUUAGUUAUUAUAACAGUCUUUAUGAAAAGGGACCCUGCACCAAAGCCUUGCUUGCUGAUCUGAGAUAGAGAGCAGAAGAAGCUUGGCUGUUCUUUAUCAGCAGACAAUUCACAGAAUCUAUAGUAGACUAAUUGAAACACUUUAAUCAUGGAAUAAAAAUAGAGAAGAGGGAGUAUGUGUCUGGAAACCUUUACCUUGGACAGUUUUUGGCCAACACACUCUGCAACAGAUCGUUUAAUAUCAAGGACAUUCCAAAUAUUAUUCUUCAAAUGUCAUCAUUAUGUAUAUGAUACCCUCAAUCCAGACAACCUAUGUUUUGAACCUGUAAAUAGUCUUUGAUCUAAGAGUGAAAUUGAGAGCUUCCUGUGCAGAUUCAAUGUCCAGAGUCAGUCACAAAGAAUUAAUCAUCGACUUCCAUAGCUCAAUUCUAGACAGCCUAGAGCCAGGUAACAGCUACAUGUAGCAGAGGCUGAUAUUUAAUCCUUUGGGAUAAUCAUGUCAAAAUUUGUUUAUUAAGUUAUAAACUGGGGUGCUGAAUCACUUUGGAUUCAAAAUGACAAACAUAUAAAAUUGCAUUUUGGCCAAUAUCUUGUGAGCAUUGCCAAAGAGGUUCUCUACCACAAUGUGUCGUGAUGCAGAAAGGUAAAUUUGGCAAAGUUGAGGGUCUUAGGAAAGGCAAAUUCUUUAGCUUCAGAAAUUGUAAUUCUCUGGAAUUGAAAUUUAGGGUUGUAAAUGUAAGACCUGACAAUGGAACAUAAUAGUGUGCCUCUUCCUUGAACAAAAUAUUGAUUCUGGGUGUCUAA
Lytechinus variegatus (green sea urchin) is the source of this 3420-nucleotide messenger RNA. RefSeq lists its product as uncharacterized. The record is from RefSeq and is a predicted model, not a curated record. The transcript is spliced from 6 exons. The coding region runs from base 146 to 2326 and encodes 726 amino acids. NCBI's taxonomy places the organism in Eukaryota, Metazoa, Echinodermata, Echinoidea, Temnopleuroida, Toxopneustidae.